CCUUGACUGCAAGACCGGAAGGGCCGUCUCCUCCCGUCUCCUCCCCUUCCGGCUCACUUCCGGACCCCUGUGCCCGAGCCCACAGACCGGAAAGUUCGCUUUCUAACCAGGAUCUACUCCUCUGUGUUGAAACCCCGGCUCCACCAAAAUGCCGGCCUACCACUCUUCCCUCAUGGACCCUGACACCAAACUCAUUGGAAAUAUGGCGCUGCUACCUAUCAGGAGUCAGUUCAAAGGACCCGCCCCUAGAGAGACAAAAGAUACAGAUAUUGUGGAUGAAGCCAUCUAUUACUUCAAGGCCAAUGUAUUCUUCAAAAACUAUGAAAUUAAGAAUGAAGCUGACAGGACUUUGAUAUAUAUAACUCUGUACAUUUCUGAGUGUCUAAAGAAACUCCAAAAGUGCAAUUCCAAAAGCCAAGGAGAGAAAGAAAUGUAUACACUGGGAAUCACUAAUUUUCCCAUUCCUGGAGAGCCUGGUUUUCCACUAAAUGCAAUUUAUGCCAAACCUGCAAACAAACAGGAAGAUGAGGUGAUGAGAGCCUAUCUGCAGCAGCUAAGGCAAGAGACUGGACUGAGACUUUGUGAAAAAGUUUUUGAUCCUCAGAAUGAUAAACCCAGCAAGUGGUGGACCUGUUUUGUGAAGAGACAGUUCAUGAAUAAGAGUCUGUCAGGACCCGGGCAGUGAAAAGCACCUGGCCGCCACUGUCUCCAGAGUCCGGGCGGCGUUUUACAGCAGGAUGUGCACAAUCCUUUGCCUUUGUUUCGUAAAGUUUCACACAGAGCAAGAUGGGAGCCUGUCUAAUGGAAAAGCUCUUGAUCAACAGUUCGGGUAUGGGAGGGGAAGUGGGUUAUCCAAGGGUGAUUCAAAAAUUUCUGCAGUAUUAAGCUGGUGCUUAAUAAUAAUAAUAAUUAAUAAAUUUCUAAUAACUUUA
Molecule: messenger RNA, 932 nt
Organism: Fukomys damarensis (Damara mole-rat)
Lineage: Eukaryota; Metazoa; Chordata; Mammalia; Rodentia; Bathyergidae
Gene: Arpc3
Product: actin related protein 2/3 complex subunit 3
Exons: 7
Coding region: 149-685 (178 amino acids)
Biological process (GO): regulation of actin filament polymerization; Arp2/3 complex-mediated actin nucleation
Cellular component (GO): cytoskeleton; Arp2/3 protein complex
Molecular function (GO): actin filament binding
Source: RefSeq, a predicted model, not a curated record